AUGCCCCUAAACAACGAGGAGCCGCCAUCCAAGGAACAUCCAACAAUUAUCACAAUCAUUCGAUGUGUACACGAUGUCCCACCAACAAUACGAGGAAAGCUAGGCCGUUUCGCAAUCUGUCCAUCGUGUACAGUUGAUUAUCGUAUCAAGGAGAUUCGAGAGGUCCAGGCGGAUCUCAGACAACGCGAUGGCAUCUUCGCCUCCAAGACUAAUCUCAAUUCCAUUGGAGGCCUAAAACAUAAGGGCUGCACUAGAUCAUGGGUCAAGGCAAAGGUCUACUGUUACCGAGACAUUCAGAAUCUGGAAAAUCUCCGAAAGAGUUUUCCUGAGCAAUCGGACCAGUGGGGUGUCUUGGAAGCACUCGACAAGUGGGAGCAGCUACAAGACGAGGCCGCUCGAGUACCAGGAUACAAAUAUGUCCAAGACAGUCUCGACGAGCCCGAAGAGGAAGAGGAGGCAGUGUUAAUACCAAGCCCAAAGGGAGACCGGAAACCAGACGUCGCUGUUGGUACAAGCAUCCCUUUGACGCCGCAAGAGAGGAACGAUUUGCUAAAACAGGAUCGAGAGUGGUGUUUUGUUACUCCAAAGCGCAAAGCAAAGAAGCGUCGCGUGGUUCACCUCACCGAGGCCGUCGAAUCGAUGAGCGAGGAGCUGUCGAGUACUCAGAUUGGUGACGCCGCAUCACUUGAUGAAGAUGUAUUGACAGAGAUGGACGAUGUUACGAAGCGACUGGACCAGCGCUUGGCAAUGGGAAGCUUUGAUCUGUUUGAUGCCAUCGUUGGCGUUGAGUUCAGCCCUACGCAACAGUCUGAUGGCUACGAGGCACCGCACAACGAACAAACGACAUUACCUACUCCGCCAUCGCCUACUCCGCCAUCCAUUGCCAGGCUACCUGUCGCUCAACCCGGUCGAUCUGCACUGAAAGAACAAAGCACCAUAUUGGGCGACCUUGAACAUCCACUCAUCAAUGAACCGCACCGCAAACAUACCGCAGCCGGAUUUGCGCACAAACGCGCUAAUUUUCAUCGCACAAACCGAUUCUACAACCCGGGCACAUGGACGAGCCCGGAAGGGUCCGAAAAACACGAUACCAGCUUCAUGAGCAUGUCGUGGCCAGGCUAUGAGAAAAAUCUGCGAGAGUUGCCUACAGUCAACAAAAACGGGGUAUUUAUGGAGGUGGAAAAUAUUGAUCCGAAGCUGACGCUUGAGUCUGAGGUCAGGAAUUUGAUCAAUGAGGCGCGAGACCGCAGAGUGGAGGUGGAGAAGAACGAAGAUGGGAACGACGCUCUUGUUGCCAUGCCAGCCACCAACUUGUUCAAAAUCGAGAUCAAUACUGAGCAAAUUGACGGGGCCCUACGUUCAACUGCGACAGAAAUUGGAGAAAGCCCACCUAUUAGCAAGCAGCGGGUGCGCGAGGUCGCUAUCCUCAUUAUCGACAACGAAACUAAGGCUGAAGGCUCACUGAGUCGCAAGCGGCAAAUUGACGGAACGGCCUCAGAAGCCCAGCCUCCAACACCCCCUCCAGCAAUGGCGGAAAACAAGACAAAGGGCAGAAAGGUAAAGAAGCCCAACUAA
Parastagonospora nodorum SN15 is the source of this 1575-nucleotide messenger RNA. RefSeq lists its product as hypothetical. The transcript has 2 exons. The record is from RefSeq and is a predicted model, not a curated record. Bases 1 to 1575 code for a protein of 524 amino acids. Lineage: Eukaryota; Fungi; Ascomycota; Dothideomycetes; Pleosporales; Phaeosphaeriaceae.